AAGAAACUUGUUUAAGAUUAUGGCUUCAAGCUCCGGUAAAGCAACGCAGCCCAGUGGAUCUUGCAAUGGGACUGCAGCAGACUUCUCCAAUGUAGAACAGGAGCUGUACGACUACCAGAUGCACACAAAAAUGUGCAAGAAAAUAGCACAGCUUACAAAGGUCAUCUACUCACUGAACACAAAAAACGAGGAGCACGAGGCGGCGCUGCAGUCGCUGCGCGAAAGCCACCAGGAGGAGCUGCGCAGGGCGACGGAGGAGGCGCAGCAGCGGAGCCGGGGCGAGGGGGAAGAGGCGGGGGAGGUGGAGGCGGAGCUCCGCAAGCGGCUGCAGGCCGCGGAGGACUCCCUGGAGCAGCAGCUGAGGCUGAAGGCCGAGCUGCAGGCCGACUUUGAGGCCUACCGGCAGCAGGUGGACGAGCGGGCCCUGAGGGCGGAGAGGGAGCACUCGGAGCGUGUGCUGGCCGUCUCCGAGGAGGCGCUGGACACCCGGAGGGACCUGGAGAGCCGGUUGCAGGGCCUGGACCGGCUGACGGAGCAGCUGGGGCAGGAGAAGGAGCGCGCCGCGGCCGAGCUGGAGAGGGCCAGGGAGGAGUCCCGCGGCCUGCGGGAGGAGUGUGAGGAGCUGCGCAGGAGCGCGGCCGGCGAGCGGGGCCGCCUGGAGGAGGCGUGCCAGGACCAGAGCCACGCGCUGCGGGCGGAGCUGGAGGCCCUGCGAGAGAAGAAGGCCAGCCUGGAGGAGGCCUUCGAGAGGACGCUGAGGGAGCUGAAGGAGGCACACGGGGAGGAGCAGGAGGCCCUGAGGAGGAGCCUGCAGCAGUCCCUGGCCGACUCGCUGGCGCAGUGGAAGCAGAGGGAGCUGGAGCAGCAGCAGAGCCAGCAGGCCGCGCUGCAGGAGAGGCUGGCGAGGACGGAGGCCGAGCUGGAGGCCGGUGUUCAGAGGCUGAACGAGACCAAGAGGCACUGCCUCAAAGCCCAAGAGAGAAUACAGGACCUGGAGGUGCAGCUGGAGGAGGGCCGGCGCCGGGUGGCGGGGGCGGAGGCCGAGGCGAGGAAAGCAGAGGAGGAGCUGGCCGUGGCCAAAGAGAGGCUGCUGCUGCAGGAGAACGAGCUACUGACCACGUCAGAGGAGCUGUUGAGUCAGUGUUCAUCCCAGAGCAAGGCCUCGGCGGAGGUGGACGAGCUGCGAGCUCAGGUGUGCCAUCUGCAGAAGCAGGUGAAAGACCUGGAGCAGCAGACCAGUGGGAAGACCAGUGACCACGCCCGAGAGGUCAAGCAGCACGUGGAGGCCCUGUCCGCCCAGAGGCAGGAGCUGCAGAGGGCCCAUGCCGAGGAGCUGAGGCGCAUCCGGAGGCAGACGGAGGAGGAGAGGGGCCGGCUGAAGGAGCACCUGAGGAAGAGGCUGGAGGAGGUGAUGAAGAAGCAUGCCGGCGAGCUGAGGAGCGCGCAGGCCGCCGUCGACGCCGAGAGGAAGAAGGCGCAGAGGGAUCUGCAGACGCAGGCUGACGAACUGAAGCGGAGGAGUGAGGAGGAACGCAGGGAGCUGGAGGAGGAGAGGGAGGAGCUCCAGAGGAGGCUGCAGGAGUCUGUCAGCGAGAUUUCCCGGCUGGAGAGUGCGAUCCAGCAAGGCCAGGCUGCCCAGGGCGGGGCGACGCCGGGGGCUCGUCUGCCCUGCAGCACGCGCCCCGACGCGGUGAGGGAGGAGCUGGAGCUGCGUGCCGCCGGUCAGGCCCAGGUACGGCUGCCACCGUCCGUCUCCCCCGCCCCCGCUGCAGUGCAGAGACUCCGCCCGAGCCCCGCGCCCCUCACCGGGACAGAAAAGCUGCUGUUAUCAGCUCAUAUGGCGCUCUCACUCAACCCGGGCGAGAGGAGAGCCAGCAAAGACCAGUCAGACAGCGCUGCUGGUGCUUUCUCUCUCAAGGACCUGCUCAAAUGGUACAGUACACCACGAAUCAGAUUUCACUCUUUCUUCCAGGAAGACCUUGAGCUGCUGAAAGAGAAACACCAAGAAGAGAUUUCAGCUAUGAAGAGGGAAAAACAGACCCUGGAAGACAGAAUUUUAGAACAGGCCCAGAAAAACCUAGAUGAAAAAAAGAGGUCGGAGAGCGAGAGCGAAUUCGUGCGGCAGGAGCUCACUCAGCAGCACCUCUCUGCGCUGUCCCGCUUACGGAGGGACAAGGACGCCGAAAUCAAGGAGAUGAAGGAGAGUUUUCAGAGGAAAAUAGAUGCCCUGCAGUCACAGCUGAAGCAGGAGGAGAAGAGGAUUGAUUCUGGCACCGACGUCAGGCACAAAGGGGAGUUUCACACCAGUGUGGAGAGAGAGAGCCUGGAGCAGGAAAUUGAGAAAACCAUGAAACUCAACCACAGCCUGAGGGCACAGCUGCAGUCCACCAUUCAAGAGAAAGAGCAGUUGAUGCAACACCAAGACUUUAAGGAGAUGGAGGAGCGCCUGUGGCUGCAGUACGAGGAGGCGCUGCGGGAGGAGUGGCACAGCCACCAGCAGGCCCUGCGCGCCCUGGAGGAGCGGGCGCAGGAGGAGGUGCAGGCCGAGAGGCACCGGCAGCAGGCGCAGCAGAAACUCCUUCUGGACAGACAGAAGGCAGAGCUGACCCAACAGCAUGCAGACUGGUGCAGACAGAUGACACAGAGGCAUAUGCAGCAGAUCGAGGACUUGCAGGCAGAGCUGCGCACUCACACAGAGCUUGUGGCUCUACAGCAGGACUUUAAGCAGCAGAACCAGGCCCAGGCCUUCGAGAGGCAGCUGGAGGAGAGCCGCGUGGAGGUCGCAGGGCUCAGGAGGGAGAACAGCGAGCUGAAGGAACAGCUGGCCACCCUGCGCUCCCAGGUGGAGUCCAAGACCCAGGAGCUGUACCGGCUGCAGGACCCGGAGCAGCACCAGAGUACUUCUGUUCCGUCUCUCAGGUGCUGGGAUGAAGGAGUGAUGAACAGGCAGCACAUGGAGGUGGAGAACCUGAAGAGGGAGCACAGAAAGGAGAUUCAGACCAUCGUCUCCGACUUCAGCAGCGCCCAGACCCGACUGCAAGCAAGAAUCGUCGCCUUGGAAACAGAAUUAAGGGAAAAAGAAGAACAAUCCAAGAGAAGAGAAUCCAGAAUCGAGGACCUGCAGGUCAUCGGGAUGCUCCAGGACAAGCUGAGUGAGAGAGACCAAGUCAUUAAGCGACUUGUGGAGGAGAGACAUCACCUCCACCAGCAUCCACUAGUAACCAGUGAUAGCACCACUCUGAAAGCCUAUGAGAACAGGCCACAACCUGGGAGCUUAACUCCAACAAUGAGGAAAAAGAGGAUAGACGACAUGCCGCCUCGUGUCACCAGCGUCCCGAACCUCAGCUCGUUCGAAAAGAGCUUCCUGGGGCCGGAGACGGCAGCGGGGGUCCGCUCCCCGCAGGCCGUGAAGUCCCCCAGCUUCGAGCACGGCAGGACCACCCCCCGAACCGGCACGCCCACCACUCCGGUCCCCGAGCCCCGGCAGGCGGUGAGGUACAGCCAAGCAUCGCCCUCCGAGGACCUACACCAGAGCCUCAACUGCUACAGCCAGCCUGCCAGGACCCCUAUAGAACAGAGAGUCCUUGAACCCGGGACGGAAGCUCAAGACCCCCAGCGACAGGAAUGGUUCACCAAAUACUUCUCCUUCUGAGGAUGCACCAUCUGACUCACGCAGUCGCCUCAAAACCCAGACACACACACACUAUCAGACAGACAGUCGAGUCAUAUUCAUGC
Molecule: messenger RNA, 3735 nt
Organism: Megalops cyprinoides (Indo-Pacific tarpon)
Lineage: Eukaryota; Metazoa; Chordata; Actinopteri; Elopiformes; Megalopidae
Gene: fam184b
Product: family with sequence similarity 184 member B
Exons: 18
Coding region: 20-3652 (1210 amino acids)
Source: RefSeq, a predicted model, not a curated record